AUGCAGGCAGUUGCAGCAGGAACAACAGCGGUAGAAGCACCAGUUUAUGAGGCACCCGAAGGUCUGUGCGACUUGCCCGGAUUUGACCCGCCCGGAACAAGGAGAAGGCAGGGAAGGCAGAUUAAAAACUUUGAGCAGUGGAUAGAGCAUGAGCCUACAGAGAGGUGGUCUUUGUUGCACGACACACAUGGAGCUAGAUACGGCGUCAUGACAACCAACCUCGCAGAGUCGUAUAACUUUGUGCUGAGAGGCAACAGAGCUUUGCCACUUACAGCUAUAGUAGAGGGUAUUUUCAUGGGCACAGUUAAAUAUUACAGAGAGAGACGUGAGAAGGCUCAGAUGCACAUGGUGAACAGACCAGCCACACCAUAUUGUUCAAAGAUUAUGGAGUACAUGCAUAAGAAGAAGGAGAAAGCUAAGCAUCUCGCUGUUGUUCAAAUUGGUAAUGUGGAAAGAAGGUACGAAGUCCGCUUACCUACAGAUAGGUUCGGGUGUGGGAAUCCGCAGCGAACACAUGAUGUGAAAAUCGGCAAUGAAGAAUGGCCAACUUGCGAGUGCACAUGCAACAAACCAAAGUUGCUUCAUCUUCCUUGCUCACAUGUGUUAGUUGUUUGUGGUGUCCUGGGGAUGUCGGAAAUCUCGUUCGUCUCUCCGUAUUAUCUGAAGGAGGCCGUGCUCAACACCUGGACCGGUGAGCUGGAAGGAUUUUGGUCAAUGGGAAAUUUCAACACUAGACGAUUUGCUCGCGACCAGGUCAGGAACUGCUACCCUUCGUUCACCGAGCAGUUCGACGUGCUCGAUGAUAGGGCGGUGAUCUGGCAGCCCUAUAUGGCCGCCGCCGUGCAUGAAAGGUACCCCGGCGGGAUCUCUAACCUCUGUUAUAGAGAUUGUGCGUACUGGAUGACACAGUCGAAGAUCAUCUUCGAUGUGUCCGUGGAGAUAAUGGCCCAGCAGAGGAUCAUGAGGCAGUUCGGCUCUCGGCAGCUGGUCGAUCCUCCACCACCGAUAGCACCUCUCCCUGCCUACGUCCACAAGUACAACAGGAAGGGUACUAGCCACUCGUCGACAUGGUGGCUUCAGCGCGUUGGCUCGUAUGUUGCUGAGUGGGAUGGCGCGACAACACACGUCUGGCCGAACGAUGAGCAGUUUGACCCACAGGAGUUUGCCGCAUAUCUGCAGAGGUACACUGCAGCCACGCGAGUGCGCCUCAUCGCGCCGACUGAUCCAGCUCAGGCGCCACCUGCGUCUAUGCACGAUAUGUACCCGACUCAGUCCACAGCCGGUAGUCGACAGCAUGCGGGUCAGCUGACUGCGGACUUACAGGAUGAAGUCGCUCGGUACACACGUCAAGUGUCCAGUGCACCUCUUCUGCAGCGUGACCAACAUGUGUCCUGGUUGAGGCGUCUCGAGGACAAGCUACGCGGGAUCUACUCGGCUAUCACAUGCAGCCGUAGUUCCGACGUCGUUCAGCGCCACCUCCUUCCACCGCGACCCUCCACACAGCAGCAGCGACGGCCACAUCUCACACCGACCGCAACACCCAGACCACCACCUCCUGAUCGGGCAGGAGGUUCGUCGUGGCAGCAGCACACUCCUUCCGUCGAUGACUAUCAGUACCAGCACCACGGAUCACGGCCACGUCUCACACCGACGCCGACACCCAGACCACCACCUCCUGACCAGGCAGGAGGUUCGUCGUGGCAGCAGCAGCACACUCCUUCCGUCGAUGACUUUCAGUACCAGCGUCACGGUUUCUUCGACGACUUUCAGCAGCAAGCUGCUUUCGACCAGUGGCAGCAACAGCAGGCCCCUUUCAUGGGAGGAGCAGGAUACACACAGGGAUACUCGCAGCACACUGCGUCCAAUCCUUCAUGGGGAGCUAGUGAUCAGGAUCCUGAGCACAUGGAGUACUACAGCACGCAGCAGAACUAUGUCGGUAUGCAGACUCCUCCACCACAGCCCACACAGGAGACACAGUACGACCCCGAGUCCGGGUCCUGGAUCCCUGCUCGCAUAACCAGGGCCCGGGACAGGUUCGGUUGGACACCCCGUACUACGCCGCCUCCACGAAACCCCAGACGCCGUCCAUAGUCUCAGACAUUUAUGUAUCUAUGUAUCAGACAUUUAUGUAUGCAUCACCUAUGUAUCAGACUUCAUGUAUGAACUAUGUAUCAGUAUGUUGUACCGCUUAAAAAUGACGCCAUAAGUA
Molecule: messenger RNA, 2209 nt
Organism: Lolium perenne
Lineage: Eukaryota; Viridiplantae; Streptophyta; Magnoliopsida; Poales; Poaceae
Source: RefSeq, a predicted model, not a curated record